This is a messenger RNA of Carya illinoinensis, 817 nucleotides long. Its product is annotated as RING-H2 finger protein ATL70-like. The transcript has a single exon. Bases 159 to 689 code for a protein of 176 amino acids. The record is from RefSeq and is a predicted model, not a curated record. Lineage: Eukaryota; Viridiplantae; Streptophyta; Magnoliopsida; Fagales; Juglandaceae.
UCCCCAGGUACGGCUAAUUGCAACAAAGAUAUACAUGCAUAUAUAUAUAUUUAUGUAAGUUCUUAAUUGCUAGCUAACUUCAUCAUCAAGAGCUCUGCACCUUAAACAUCAGUACGUAUAAUUUCUUUCUAGCAAUAAUAUUCAGGCUAGCUAAAAGGAUGGACCCGACCAGCUCCAUGGAUUCUUAUUAUGAUCCUACAGAUCAAAACAUGGAUGUCGCUUUUGCUUAUAGCUUCGGAUUCUCCCUUGUCAUCAUCGCUGUUAUCAUAAUGAUGGCCGUGGCUUCUUACUACUGCACCCACAAGUAUUCAGGCUCUGAAACUUCUAACGGCAACGUCUCCCUUACCACCACCGGAGAUAUUAGUAGCUCCCGCUCCGUGGUUAUCGAAGUUAUUGGCCUUGACGAAGCCGCUCUUCAUAGGUUCCCGAAGUUGCUUUACUCCCAGACCAAACUCAACAAGGCUGGUGACUCUAGUACUGCUUCUGCCUGCUGCUCCAUAUGUUUGGCGGAUUAUCGAGACACUGAUUUGCUUAGGCUGUUGCCUGAUUGUGGCCACCUUUUCCAUCGGAAAUGUGUGGAUCCAUGGUUGCGGCUGCAUCCUACUUGUCCCGUCUGUCGGAACUUUCCAGCGCCGACUCCUCUUGCUAAGGUGGCUCCCUUGGCUGUGCAACAAGAUCAACACAUGUAAAUUCAAAGUAAGAGAGAGAGAUAAAUAAUCACAAUGGGUUUUAUGUAUUACAAGAAAAUGAUCAUUUGUGGCAAAUUAUAUGUUAUGAAAAUCAUUAUUUACGAUCAAAAUAGAUUCAUUUUGUUAGA